Messenger RNA from Fusarium fujikuroi IMI 58289, 516 nucleotides. RefSeq lists its product as uncharacterized. Lineage: Eukaryota; Fungi; Ascomycota; Sordariomycetes; Hypocreales; Nectriaceae. The transcript has a single exon. The record is from RefSeq and is a predicted model, not a curated record. The coding region runs from base 1 to 516 and encodes 171 amino acids.
AUGGGCAAUGUCGAAGGGAACUUGAUGAAGCUCGAAGACCGAUUAUUUGGCCGACUCGACGGGAACGAACAUCAAUCCCGAAGCAGGCUACGUGAUGGCCAAAAUUCACAAUUAAUUGGAUUUUGGUCUGAAGUUUUGAAGACGCAUUCCUUGAUUGAGCUCACGCAGAUGGUCCAAGCCCAACGCGGACUCUGGGCCAAAGUUGAUGCCGCUAAGUUGGAAGAAGCUCGAUUGAAAGGACAGCCCAAUUUCAUGAUCAUAGCGCUUUCUGAAUGGGUUACUGGCGAUGACAUUCGGAAACAGCCUACGAACCUAGAAAAUCUGUUUCAGCAUGAGCAUGGCUGCUCCAGAGGUCUCUCCAAGAUCGAGCUUCGUGAGCCUGGCGUCAAGAGAAAGGCUUCGCACCAGCGGCUUAUCCUACAAACUGAGCUUUUGAACACAGCGAAGCGACUUACACUGACAGGUGUUACGUAUUCAGUCAUAAUUAUGAGGCCAAAUAAGCAAAUAUCCCCUUAG